UUGCGUGCUGAAGUCGUAAGCCAGCACAUACAGAACCGCCAGCCAACCGCUGCCGCACCAGAGCCUGAAUCUAUUAGCCCCGAGUUCCUUGACGCUCUUCCCCCAGAGAUUCGUGAUGAGGUUCUGCGCCAGGAGUUGAUAGAACGACAAAGACGAACCCGCCAACAACAUCAGGAAACGACAGCUACUGCAGAUGCGCCCGAACCGGUUAUUACCGAUUCGGAUCUCGACCGACGCAGCUUGUUCCAACGCCACCUUGCUAGACGUGCUGGUAGGUUUACCGAACUUGGUGAUACCAACAGCAGUAUUUUUGCGCCAUCUCAAAAAAAGCCUGCGGUUCACCGGGAUGCAGUUCAACUGGUCGAUCGUGCCCAGCUGGCUACAUUGGCCCGACUAUUGUUCUUGCCCCAGACAAUUUCCAAAGCUCUCUUGAACCGGCUUUUGUUAAACUUGUGUGAGAACAGUAAGUCCAGAAGUGAUCUUUUGUCUCUGUUGGUAUGUGUGCUUCACGAUGGAAGCAAUGAUCUUUCGGCUGUCGAUCGCAGCUUUGCCCAGCUCUCGGUCCAGAAAAACACAGCUAAGCCAGCCUCAAAGCCCAAGACCAUAGUACCACUUCCAAUUGAAAGUGAGACCGUUCCAGAUCUUAUUACUCAGCGAUGUCUUGAAGUGUUAAUGCAUGUCGUGUCAUACAAUGACCAAUCCUUGACUUACUUUUUGACCGAGAACGACUGUCUGGCCGGCCUAAAGCGUACUAACAGCAAAAAGGGUAAAGGAAAGGAGAAGGCCUCUACAGCUGCCCCUGUAUCGAGCAAGUAUCCACUUCUGGUUCUUAUGAGUUUGCUUGACCGCCCUGUGUUUAUUAAGAACACUAAUCUUAUGGAACAAUUGAUGCAUUUACUCGGAACCAUGUGCCGUCCUUUCCCUGUUCUUGUCAAGAAAUAUGUUGAAAAGGUGGAAAACAAACAACUCCAGAACCAAAAGAACCAGACCGGUGGAAACGAUGCUGCCGAAGAGAAUGAGAGAGCUAUUCCAAAACCCCCGACCAUUCCCGACAAUUAUCUCAAGUUAGUUGUUCACGUAUUGACUAAUGGAGACUGUUCGGGAAAGACUUUCCAAUAUACACUUGGUGCAAUUUCCCAUCUUUCCAAGCUUGAUGGAGCCCUCCGCACAAUCACCAACGAGUUAAUAUACGAUGCUAAACAGUCCGGAAAGCAGGUCUUGAAGGACCUUGUCGAAUUACUAGAUAUUCUUGAGCAUGCAAUGCCUGGUACUGAAAUACAAGGAUCAACUCUGUCUCAUUUCUCGGCCACAUCUGCGGAUCAAGCCAAACUUUUGCGUGUAUUGAAGACCAUUGAUUAUAUGUACUCACCAAAGUCACCGACCCAAUCCACUGAUAACAAGAACCAAAAGCAAGCUGACAGUGAAGAGGCGCUCAAAAAUGAAAAACGUGUUCUUCAGAUCUAUGAAGAACUUGACUUUUUACCACUUUGGAAGAUGCUAGGACGCUGCUUGUCCGUAAUUCAUGAAAAGGAAGAUCUUAUCAGUGUUGCAACAGUCUUAUUGCCUUUGAUAGAAUCUUUCUUGGUUGUUUCGAAACAUGCUGCUGAAAAGGGUCAGGUGCAACAGACAAACUCUUUAGGAACAAACACUACAAUUGUCAACCCUGACUCAGAGUCUCCCGAUGAUUUCUUUUUCUCGUUCACUGAAGACCACAAGAAGAUUCUUAACAUUAUGGUGCGCAACAACCCCUCCUUGAUGAGUGGCUCAUUCUCUCUCUUGGUUCGUAACCCGAAGAUGCUUGAAUUUGACAAUAAGCGCAACUACUUUUCCCAGCGUCUGCAUAAACGUACUGCUCCUCGCGAGCAUUAUCCUGCACUUCAACUCAAUGUCCGUCGCCAAUACGUAUUUGAAGAUUCCUAUCAUCAAUUGCAAGGCCGCACCGGUGAAGAAAUCAAACAUGGCAAGCUUAAUGUGCGAUUCUAUGACGAAGAGGGUGUUGAUGCUGGUGGUGUCACUAGAGAAUGGUUCUCAGUCCUUGCCCGACAGAUGUUUGAUCCCAACUACGCAUUGUUUAUCACCUCUGCUGCAGACAAGUUGACCUAUCAACCUAAUCGUGCUUCAUGGGUCAAUCCAGACCACUUGAGCUUCUUCAAGUUUGUUGGUCGAUUGAUCGGUAAAGCCAUAUACGACGGUCGCCUCCUGGAUGCAUACUUUACUCGUUCGUUCUACAAACAUAUCCUUGGCCGCCAGGUGGAUUACCGCGAUGUGGAGGCAAUUGACCCAAGCUACUACAAGAGUCUGGUCUGGAUGUUGGAAAACAACAUUACUGAUGUUGUCGAUUUAACAUUUAGUAUCGAUACAGACGACUUUGGUACUGCCAAAACAAUUGAUCUCAAACCCAAUGGUCGUGAUAUUCCUGUGACUGAACAGAACAAGCACGAAUAUGUAUAUUUGGUUACUGAACAGAAGUUGACUACUGCUAUUAAAGACCAGAUCAAUGCAUUCCUUCAGGGUUUCCAUGAUAUAAUUCCAGCCUCGCUUAUUCAGAUUUUCAACGAACAAGAACUUGAGUUGCUAAUUUCUGGCUUGCCUGACAUUGAUAUCGAUGAUUGGAGAAACAAUACCGAUUACGAGACAUACAACGUGUCUUCUAUUCAAAUCCAGUGGUUCUGGCGUGCAGUUCGCAGCUUUGAUCAGGAAGAAAGAGCAAAGUUGCUCCAGUUUGCUACUGGUACUUCCAAGGUACCGCUCAAGGGAUUUGCUCAUUUGCAAGGAUCUAGUGGACUUCAGAAGUUCCAAAUUCAUAAAGACUUUGGUGGUGAGAAUCGUCUUCCAUCGGCGCACACAUGCUUUAACCAAAUAGAUUUGCCAAUGUAUACUUCAUACGAAAGUCUGCGAGCCAACCUCUUUAAGGCUAUCAAUGAAUGCUCUACAGGAUUUGGAUUUGUAUAG
This is a messenger RNA of Phycomyces blakesleeanus NRRL 1555(-), 2952 nucleotides long. RefSeq lists its product as hypothetical. The annotation marks the transcript as partial. The transcript has 3 exons. Gene Ontology annotation, molecular function: ubiquitin-protein transferase activity. The record is from RefSeq and is a predicted model, not a curated record. Gene Ontology annotation, biological process: protein polyubiquitination; positive regulation of protein catabolic process; proteasome-mediated ubiquitin-dependent protein catabolic process. NCBI's taxonomy places the organism in Eukaryota, Fungi, Mucoromycota, Mucoromycetes, Mucorales, Phycomycetaceae.